GCGCGUACACAGAGAGGCUCUGGGAUAUUAAAACAGGGAGCGCGCAGUUCAGAGAAGAGCCAGUGGAGGGGGCGCGUUUAAAAUAGAAACGAGUACGCGAGUCCUGCAAACUAAGAACCGAAACACAACCUUAAAACGAUUAAAAAGAAGAUAAACCAGAGACCGCCCCAGACGCCAUGAGCUCGAGGGCAUGCGAAUGAAACACCAGCAAUUAACUGCGAAAAAUAUACAAGACAAAAAUAUCUUGCAAUGAACUUUCAUGGGCAGAAAUGUUAAACACUCCGGCUGGUGGUAAAACGGGAAACGCAAAACGGGGAUCACUUUAAUACAGCGGAGACAGAAAACCGGUAAACAGACAGUGAUACUUGAUCGUGGAGAGUGCAGUAUCAUUUCAUUAAAGACGACACACGGCACCACACAACAACUGCGAAGAUGCCAGCGAAGCGUCGCUGUCAGCCGGCUUCAGUACCCGUGCUGAAACAAUCCGGGAACGAGUGCUUUAAAAACGGGCAGUACGGAGAGGCGGCCUCGUUUUACACACAGGCCGUCACCCUUCUGCAGAAAUCAGGUACGAACAGCCCGGAGGAGCUGAGUGUCCUGCUUUCAAACCGAGCAGCGUGCUUCCUGAAAGAGGGUAACUGCACUGACUGUGUGAAGGACUGUACUGCCUCUUUGGAAUUGGUUCCCUUCGGAGUAAAGCCAUUACUGAGACGUGCAGCUGCUUACGAAGCACUGGAGAGAUACAGGCUGGCUUAUGUUGACUACAAGACUGUUUUGCAGUUAGACUGUACAAUCAAAGCUGCUCACGAUGGCACAAACAGAAUGACACAGGCUUUAACGGAACAAGAUGGUCCAAGUUGGCGAGAGAAACUUCCCCCUAUCCCUACGAUAUCUCUAUCGGAUCGAGAGAGAUUGGCUGAAGCUGGUGCAAAAGCACAAGGUGAUCGCAUCUCUACAGCACAGCAAAAUGGCACCACAGCGAAAGUGGAUCGAGUUCCCAGCGCUGAAGCCGUAAAGCGUGCCCAUGCACUGAAGGAGGAAGGAAAUGCAUUUGUGAAGAAAGGGGAGCACAAAGCGGCUGUGGAAAAAUACACUGAAAGCAUCGAACUGAACCCCAAAGAGGUGACGACGUACACGAACCGAGCUCUUUGUCAUUUGUCAUUAAAAAAGUACCAGGAAGCAAAAAAAGACAGCGCAGAAGCCCUGAAGCUGGACCCUGGAAAUGUCAAGGCAUUGUACCGGAGAGCUCAGGCGCACAAGGAACUCAAAGAUUACAAAGCUUGCGUUGCAGAUCUGAAUGCUUUGCUGAAGACCGAGCCCAAGAACGUCACUGCCCUGAAGUUACUCCACGAUGUGCGAAAGAUCCAGAAGUAGUGUCUUAUUGUACAAGUGACUGGGUACAUGCAACAUGUACAACUGGUUUAGAUAAGAUUUUUUGUUUCUCGUUUAGCGGCUGUGUAGUUAAAUUUUAGAGCACUUGGUGGCAGGGCUGUCAUCCAAUACUUCAAUAUGUACUGCAUAGUGCAACCUUGUAUGAAUCAAGAAUGUGGUGGAGCUGUAUUUAUUACUCAAGAGCCUCAGCAAUUGUUAGAUAUUUCUGUCGUUCCAGUUACCGCUACUCUGUGCUUGCAUGUUUGAUAAGUUUACAUUUGGGUCACAUUUUUUGCAUUUAAGUGCAUACAAAAACACAACUUGGUUUUGUAGACAUGGCAACAGCGCUUUCAAAUGCUUUCCUACUGCAUUCAUAAAAAGUGUGGAUGCAGCGUUUCAGGUUUGUGUUCAACGGCCUGGCUAAAUCGGUGGUGUUAUAAAUCAGAAUGUGUUGAAAAUCCUCAAGGAAGGGAUACAAACCAGAGAUGUCUGUGUCAGUGAAAAAUACCGUGCUGUUCUCCAAUUUAGUAGCAUCGAUGAAUAGGAUAGCCAACCAUUUUGUUGGAUGAAAAAAUAAAUAAGUAAAAACCCAGCUAAAACUUACAUCUUUCUGGCUAACAAACAUCCUAGCAUUUGCUUAAAAUAUGUUGGACAGAACAUAUUUUCUGACUCUCAAUGUCCCAAGCACAUCUGCCAAGAUAUUUUGGGAUGUCCUUUGUCAAUGGGGGACUCUCUCAACUCAAAACAUUUGUAACUAGAUCCAUAUGCAUAUUUAAAUCCACCCCGAUUCUGACAAUUGUACUGUAAUUGUUGCAUCCAAAAAGCUGUAUUGCACUAUUCAUAGACUCAGGUAUAUGGAUGUAUGUUUACUUUUCAAAGUUGUGCUCUCUGUAUACAAUAAACUACUGUUGAAACUGAA
Molecule: messenger RNA, 2290 nt
Organism: Acipenser ruthenus (sterlet)
Lineage: Eukaryota; Metazoa; Chordata; Actinopteri; Acipenseriformes; Acipenseridae
Product: mitochondrial import receptor subunit TOM34-like
Exons: 8
Coding region: 433-1374 (313 amino acids)
Cellular component (GO): cytosol; mitochondrion
Molecular function (GO): heat shock protein binding
Source: RefSeq, a predicted model, not a curated record